Messenger RNA from Peromyscus leucopus (white-footed mouse), 724 nucleotides. RefSeq names its product WAS/WASL-interacting protein family member 1-like. The transcript has 2 exons. NCBI's taxonomy places the organism in Eukaryota, Metazoa, Chordata, Mammalia, Rodentia, Cricetidae. The coding region runs from base 23 to 682 and encodes 219 amino acids. The record is from RefSeq and is a predicted model, not a curated record.
ACAGCAGCCGGGACACGCCCCCAUGGAGACUCUCCCUCGGGAUCCACCUCUGCCCGCUGCCCCGGGCCGCUUCCUCAAUGCCCAGCCAUCUCCCCCACCUCCAGACCUCCCUCAGAUCAGACACCAGCACAGGGCCCUUAUACAUGCUCCAUUCUGGGUUGGGUCUCGGUCUCCCGGGACUCCAGAUCUGGGCCUCCAUCCACGGGUUCCCGGCCGUCCUUUCAGUCUGUCCCUGGUGUGUACCCCUACUCCAGGGCCACAACGCAGCCCCGAGUCUGGGUCUCCAUCCCAGGCAUGGACUGGUUUCCCGUUUCCAGAUCCCACCAAGUGUUCCGCACCGGACCUGAGUUCCCGCCCCUCUAGGGUCACCCCGAACCCCACAACCUGUGCGCAUGCCGCGUCCUCCCGGCCGCCCCUCCAGAGCCUGCUCUACCGCCCUCAUCAGCUAAAGGGUGGGGGGAGGGUGUGCGUCGGCCCAGCCAAUGUCUGCGCAGCCAGGCGGGGCCGCACCAAUGAGAGGCCAGGGCCAUCCCCCUCCGGAACUACGCGACGGGACCUGACCGGCCGAGUGAGAAAACCGGGAGGGGCUUUGGCCGAGCAAGGAGGCCCCAUCACAAGUGAGGGCAUACACGCAGCAGAGCAUGGAGUGAGAUUACCAUCUGCCCAGGAAACCAUCACAUGACAAGACAGCCCAGAGGCGUAGGGAGAGAAGAGGCUUUGGAAG